Messenger RNA from Jaculus jaculus (lesser Egyptian jerboa), 3827 nucleotides. RefSeq names its product AE binding protein 1 (gene Aebp1). Lineage: Eukaryota; Metazoa; Chordata; Mammalia; Rodentia; Dipodidae. The transcript has 21 exons. Gene Ontology annotation, molecular function: metallocarboxypeptidase activity; RNA polymerase II transcription regulatory region sequence-specific DNA binding; DNA-binding transcription repressor activity, RNA polymerase II-specific. Bases 270 to 3638 code for a protein of 1122 amino acids. The record is from RefSeq and is a predicted model, not a curated record. Gene Ontology annotation, biological process: negative regulation of transcription by RNA polymerase II; proteolysis.
ACGCGAUCCCGCCACGCGGGUCCGGAGCGCCCCGGUGUCCCUGCGCCCCGCCGGCCCCGGUGGUCGUCCGCCCGCCGCUCUCCCGCCAGAACCUCUUCCGGAUUCCCUCGCUCAGCUCCCCCACGAUCCCGUCCGUCUCCCACCCGCUCCCCGUGUCUCUUCCCCACGCCCUGCCCUGCCCACCCUUCGCGCCCCUUCCCGGAGCCCCUCUCCGGUCCGCGGGCGCAGCGCCGCCCCCGCCGCGCACAUCCUCCCGCAGCCCCCGGGCCAUGGCGGCGCUGCGCACCGCGCCCCGGCUCUGCAGCCUCCUCCUGCUGCUGCUGCUGAGCCUGUGCCCCGAGGGGAGCCCACAGACGGUGCUGACAGACGACGAGAUCGAGGAGUUCCUCGAAGGCUUCCUGGAGGAGCUGGAACCCCGGUCCCGGGAGGUGGAGGUGGCGCCGUCCCCUGAGCCCACCCAGCGCGCCCGCAAAUCCCAGGCCGGGGGCAAGCCCGGGGUGGCAGCAGAAGUACCUCCAGAAAAAGCCAAAAACAAAGGGAAGAAAGGGAAGAAGGAGAAAGGCCUCAAGGGGACUAAACAGCCCCUAGAGGGGCCCACCAGGCCACCCAAGAAGGGAAAAGAGAAGCCACCAAAGGCCACCAAGAAGCCCAAGGAAAAGCCACCUAAGGCCACCAAGAAGCCCAAGGAGAAGCCACCAAAGGCCACUAAGAAGCCCAAGGAGAAGCCUCUCAAAGCUACCAAGAAACCCCUGGCAGGAAAAAGACUCACAACUCUGCCCCCGCUAGAAAACCUGGAGUGGCAAGUGCUACUGCCAUCUAACCCUGGCCCGGAGGAGCUGCCCCAGGAGGGAGAGGGAGCCUUCUCAAAUAACUGGCAAGGUCAAGGAGAAACCCAGACGAGAGCCCAGGAGCACCGACCUGAGCCAGAGGAGGAGACCGAGAUGCCCACGCUGGACUACAAUGACCAGAUAGAGCGGGAGGAUUACGAGGACUUUGAGUACAUCCGGCGCCAGAAGCAGCCCAGGCCACCACCUAGCAGGAAGCGGCUCUGGCCAGAGCGCCCCGAAGAGAAGGCCGAGGAGAAGGAGGACCGCAAGGAGGAGAUCGAGCCGCCUCUGAAGCCCCUGCUGCCUCCCGACUAUGGGGAUGGCUACGUGAUCCCCAACUAUGACGGCAUGGACUAUUACUUCCCCCAUCCUCCGCCCCCCAAGCCAGAUGUUGGACUGGAAGUGGAUGAAGAAAAGGAAGAGCUGAAGAAACCCAAAAAGGAAGGAAGUAGCCUCAAGGAGGAGACGGAAGACAAGUGGGCUGUGGAGAGGGGCAAGGACAACAAAGCAGGGCCCCAUCCCGGCGAGGAUGUGGAGGAGUGGGCUCCAGUGGAGAAAGUCAAGUGCCCACCCAUUGGGAUGGAGUCCCAUCGUAUUGAGGACAACCAGAUCCGUGCCUCUUCCAUGCUGCGCCAUGGCCUUGGACCACAGCGGGGCCGGCUCAACAUGCAGGCCGGUGCCAAUGAGGACGACUACUACGAUGGGGCGUGGUGCGCCGAGGACGAGUCGCAGACCCAGUGGAUUGAGGUGGAUACCAGAAGGACAACCCGAUUCACAGGCAUCAUCACCCAGGGCCGCGACUCUACUGUCCAUGACGACUUUGUGACCACCUUCUUCGUGGGCUUCAGCAACGACAGCCAGACGUGGGUGAUGUACACCAACGGCUAUGAGGAAAUGACCUUCCACGGGAACGUGGACAAGGACACGCCUGUACUGAGUGAGCUUCCUGAGCCCGUAGUGGCUCGCUUCAUCCGCAUCUUCCCACUCACUUGGAAUGGUAGCCUGUGCAUGCGCCUGGAGGUGCUGGGCUGCCCUGUCACCCCUGUCCACAGCUACUAUGCACAGAACGAGGUGGUAGCCACUGACGACCUGGACUUCCGGCAUCACAGCUACAAGGACAUGCGUCAGCUGAUGAAGGCGGUGAACGAGGAAUGCCCCACCAUCACCCGCACAUACAGCCUGGGCAAGAGCUCACGAGGGCUAAAGAUCUAUGCCAUGGAGAUCUCAGACAACCCUGGGGAGCAUGAGCUGGGGGAGCCCGAGUUCCGUUACACAGCGGGGAUCCACGGCAAUGAAGUCCUGGGCCGGGAGCUGCUGCUGCUGCUCAUGCAGUACCUUUGCCGCGAGUACCGGGACGGGAACCCUCGAGUGCGCAGCCUGGUGCAGGACACGCGCAUCCACUUGGUGCCCUCGCUGAAUCCUGACGGCUAUGAGGUGGCGGCACAAAUGGGUUCAGAGUUCGGGAAUUGGGCGUUGGGGCUGUGGACUGAGGAGGGCUUUGACAUCUUUGAGGACUUUCCGGAUCUCAACUCUGUGCUCUGGGCAGCUGAGGAGAGGAAAUGGGUCCCCUACCGGGUUCCCAACAAUAACUUGCCCAUCCCUGACCGGUACCUGUCCCCAGAGGCCACGGUGUCCACAGAGGUCCGGGCCAUCAUUGCCUGGAUGGAAAAGAACCCGUUUGUGCUGGGAGCAAACCUGAAUGGUGGCGAGCGGCUCGUGUCCUACCCUUACGACAUGGCGCGGACACCUAGCCAGGAGCAGCUGCUGGCUGCAGCCAUGGCUGCUGCCCGCGGAGAGGACGACGAGGAGACGUCCGAGGCCCAGGAGACCCCAGACCACGCGAUUUUCCGCUGGCUGGCCAUUUCUUACGCCUCGACCCACCUCACCAUGACUGAGCCCUACCAGGGAGGGUGCCAGGCCCAGGACUACACCAGUGGCAUGGGCAUCGUCAAUGGCGCCAAGUGGAAUCCCCGGUCGGGGACAAUCAAUGACUUCAGUUACCUGCAUACCAACUGCCUGGAGCUCUCCAUCUACCUGGGCUGCGACAAGUUCCCCCACGAGAGCGAGCUGCCUCGCGAGUGGGAGAACAACAAGGAAGCGCUGCUCACCUUCAUGGAGCAGGUACACCGUGGCAUCAAGGGUGUGGUGACAGAUGAGCAAGGCGUCCCCAUUGCCAAUGCCACCAUUUCUGUGAAUGGCAUUAACCAUGGUGUGAAGACAGCAAGUAGAGGUGAUUACUGGCGCAUCUUGAACCCAGGUGAGUACCGGGUGACAGCCCAAGCAGAGGGCUACACCUCAAGCGCCAAGACCUGCAAUGUGGACUAUGACAUUGGGGCCACCCAGUGCAACUUCAUCCUGGCUCGCUCCAACUGGAAACGCAUUCGUGAGAUCUUGGCUAUGAAUGGGAACCGGCCCAUCCCCCGCGUCGACCCCUCACGCCCCAUGACCCCCCAGCAGCGGCGCAUGCAGCGGCGGCGCCUGCAGUACCGGCUCCGCCUUCGAGAACAGCUGAGGCGGCAGCGCCUCAACACCACGAGCCCUGCCACGAGCCCUCCUACCCCUACCCCUACUACCACCUCGGCCCCCUUGCCAGGUGUUACCUGGGGGCCUGAGGGCCUUCUGCCCACGUCCACUGUGGGCUGGGAAGGGUCAGAAACUGAGACCUACACAGAGGUGGUGACAGAGCUUGGGACUGAGUUUGAGCUGGAGGAAGAGGAAGACGAGGGGGAGGAGGAAGAGGAGAUGGCCACCAGCCCCACAUUUCCAUUCACAACAGUGGAGACCUACACAGUAAACUUUGGGGAUUUCUGAGAUCAGGGCCCCGAAGCCCCGUCCCAGCUCAAGUUGCAGCAGCACUUUGCAAGCCUGCACUGGCAGAGGCCUGGUGGGCAGCAGGAGGCCGCCGCAACUCCAGAACCAGAUACUUCAGUUCCAGCGCCCAGCUCUGGGCGGGAGCGGGCAAGAAAGCCAAGGUCACACCAAUAAACAAGCUCAUGGCAA